Molecule: messenger RNA, 1425 nt
Organism: Chenopodium quinoa (quinoa)
Lineage: Eukaryota; Viridiplantae; Streptophyta; Magnoliopsida; Caryophyllales; Amaranthaceae
Exons: 1
Coding region: 1-1425 (474 amino acids)
Molecular function (GO): S-adenosylmethionine-dependent methyltransferase activity
Source: RefSeq, a predicted model, not a curated record
AUGGGUGGGGUGCAUAAUUUCGGGGGUUUGAAGGCUGUGAAAUGGCAAGCACUUCAUGGGUCAUUAGCCAGACGAUUGGCGAUCCGAACUUUAAUGGUUGCUCUUGUCAUUUCCAUGUUGCCCCUUUUGCAACUUGUGAUUGAUUUUGAUCCUGCAAAACCCAUGUAUUUGAACACUGAUGGAUGUAACACUGAAUUGGGUUAUUUCGGCCUGAAUUGGAUUGUCGGCCGGGUUCUUAAACCCAUUGCUCCAUUCGCAUUGCCACAUCUGAGAUCUGAAAUGUGUCAAAAUAAUGUAAAUUUGACUAUUGAUGUGGUUAGGGAGCUUAUGGGUAAGAAUUUGCUGAAUUAUGGAUCAAAAGCUCUUUGUAUUGGGCAGGGGACAGCAUCGGCUGUUUCAGCGUUGCGUGAAAUCGGGUUUUUGAAUGUUGAGGAGAUUCGGAGGCACCCUUUUUUCAUGCUUAAGCAAAAGCAAGUUGUUUGUGAGCUUGAUUUCGAUGACAAUUCGUUUGAUUUUGUCAUUGCGAAUGACCUUAGUAAGGUCUCGGUUCCUGCUGUCCUUGUGAACGAAGUUGAGCGCAUUCUCAAAUCCGGUGGGAUUGCUGCUAUUACAGUGGAUAGUGAUGGUUCCAAUCACGAUAGUUUGAUUAGGUCAGCAACUACAGUGUCGUCGUUUCUCAAAAGAUCCAGUGUGAUUGAUGUUGUGAGCUUGGGCAGCUUUACUUUGGUUGCUUUUAAGAAAAGGGGUAACAAGCUAGGUUCUUUUGAGCAGUAUCACCUACCGACAAACUGUCCCUCUAUCAAGCGCAACAAACCCCUCAUGAACAAAAUUGAACCUUUAGUUGACAAGAAGCCCAUGGUACACAAUAAGAAAAUUGAGUAUCUACCUAAUUUGGUCGGUGUACCCCUGAAGGGUAAAAUGGUUUAUGUCGAUAUGGGUGCAAAAGAAGCUGCAAAUUUUAGCAAUAGCAAUUGGUUCUUGCCGUCAUACCCUAUUGAUUCAAAAGCUUUUAGUGUUUACAUUGUCGAUCAUGAUGCCUUGGUUAUGUCUUCCCAUGUGAAGUGCCCUGGUGUUACCUUCAUCUAUCACCCAGCGUUGGGUGGAAGUGUUGUUAAAGAUAAAUCGAACACAUUCAAUGAUGGUGAGCCACUCCUAGAUGAUGAAGAUUUCGAUUUCCUUGUUUGGUUCAAGGAAACUGUAGAACUUGCUGAUUUCGUGGUCUUAAAGAUGAAUAUGGGAAAGGCUGAAAUGAAAUUUCUCUCCGAACUGUUUGAAAGUGGAAUCAUUUGCUCUGUUGACGAACUGUUUCUGCAGUUCUCCAAUGCUGAUUAUGAAGAUAGUGCUGCUAUUGGUGAAAGCCAUAUCAACCUCUUUAAGAACCUGAGGAGCAUUGGUGUAUUUACCCAUCAAUGGUGGGGCAACUAA